AUGGGAACUGCAGCAACACGCCUUGCACCGCUACCGCAAGCUCCAGUCGUCUGCGACUAUCGCGAAAUUGCCGCCAGAAAGCAAGCAGACCGCGAGAAUAGCCUCGCAAAAUACUCCGAAUGGAGAGUCAAGGAUCCCGGCAGUUCUGUAACAGACGUCUCUGACCUUUUGCUCUCCAAACUCUCCGCUGUCGAACGCCAAAUUGUCUCCAAAGAUGCGACAGACCUCGUUGCAGAUAUUGCAGCUCGCAAGUAUACAGCUGUCCAAGUCCUGACCGCGUUUUGCAAAGCUGCCGUCGCGUCUCAAGACUUGACAAACUCGCUCACGGAAAUCUUCUUCGAAGAGGGCUUUGAGCGUGCCAGGCAGCUCGAUCAGAUUCUCGAACAGACGGGAAAGGUCGUAGGGCCCCUUCACGGCCUGCCCGUAUCGAUCAAGGACCACAUCUUUGUCAAGGGGAAGGAUGGCGCCACGGGUUACGCAAGCUGGGCCUACAAGACGGUCGCAGACCACGAUGCUGCCGUGGUGAAGAUCUUGCGAGAGGCCGGGGCUAUCAUCUACGUAAAGACGGCGAAUCCCCAGACGCUUCUCGCUCUCGAAUGUAACAACAAUAUUUAUGGCCGCACUGUGAAUCCGUACAAUCGCUCCCUCACCUCUGGAGGGAGCAGCGGCGGCGAAGGCGCUUUGAUCGCAAGUCACGGGAGCCCUUUGGGCGUGGGUACCGACAUUGGUGGAAGCAUCCGUAUCCCAUGCGCCUGGAACGGCCUUUACGGCUUCAAACCCUCUGUCGCCCGUCUGCCGCACACAGGACUCGGAGGCUCGCAUGAUGGGAUGGACAACAUUGUUGGAUGUGUUGGUCCAAUGGCGACCUCUGCUCGCGAUCUCAACCUCUUCUGCAAGGUCAUGCUCCAGUACGAGGCCUGGUUCGUCGAGCACCAGAACCUCUACAUCGAAUGGCGAUCAGAGGUGGCAGAGCAAGGCAAAGGCCUCCCAAAGAAACUCGUCGUUGGCAUUCUCGCAGACGACGGCGUCGUUGCGCCUCACCCCCCUAUUCGCCGAGCGCUGGACAACGCGCGAAAGGCGCUCGUUGCGGCCGGUCAUGAAGUUAUUGAUUAUAUACCUAUGGACCAUCAAGCUAGUUGGGAUCUCAUCGUCAAACUCUACUUCUUGGACGGUGGCGCAGAAUACUUUGAAACGCUCGCCGAGAGCGGCGAGCCGGCGAUCCCAAGCUUUGAAUGGAUUGUCAGCCACGCCCAGGGCCGCGCACCUUAUACCAUUGCCGAAAUGUUCAAGCUCAACGUCGAACGUGAAAAAUUCCGUGCACGAGCACAUGCACACUGGAAUGCAUCAGCCAAGCAGACCACAAGCGGUCGCCCCGUUGACGUGAUUCUCACUCCCAUUGCCCCCACACUUGCAGCCCCACACGACUCGGUCCGCUGGUGGGGGUAUAGCUCUUACUGGAACCUUGUCGAUUAUCCUGCUGCCGUUUUCCCACUUGGACGUCUCCGGGCCGCUGAUUGGGUUGAAACCAGUGCAGACGCUCUCCCUGAGCCUAGGAACGACACAGAAGCCUUUAUCCGCUCACAGUGGAACCCAGAGACCUACGACAACGCUCCCAUCUCGCUUCAGGUUGUUGGACGGCGACAUAUGGAAGAAAAGACAUUAGCUUGUCUCAAUAUCGUCGAACAAGCAAUCAAGGAAUAUGAAAGCAAGUGA
Molecule: messenger RNA, 1713 nt
Organism: Serendipita indica DSM 11827
Lineage: Eukaryota; Fungi; Basidiomycota; Agaricomycetes; Sebacinales; Serendipitaceae
Source: the annotation of a GenBank genome assembly